ACGUGUAUCCUACCGAGCAUGAAGAGAAAGAGACCCAUGCUUACAUGGAGAGCAUAGGUACUCAAGAAUGCUUAUGCUCUUAGAGUAAUGACAGCUACGGUGUAAAUCUAUUCUGGUCUUGACAAAUCUACGUGCAAUGUGAAAGAGGUCUGAUUUCGCCCUCUUCCAUCAGAUGGCGCUCCCUCUUUUUAAGGCCCCUCUCCAUUUCUCGCCGCCUCCACAUCUCCUCCUCAGCCCUUUCCUUCCACCGCACCACCACAGUACGCGCGAGCACAGCCUCCUCCUUCCCCGCCAGAUCAGAAACUAGCCGGCCUAUCCAUGAAGGUCCUGAUGUCGCGGCGGCGCGGCGCGGCCGGAGGGCUGCGCAUCAAGAAGAAGGCCCGCGGCUUCAUGUGCGGCUGCGGCGGCACCAAGUCGGUGUCAAUCUCCGACGGCUCCGACAAGUCGCCCAUGGCCACGCCGCAGACCGCCGCGUCGACCACUCCUCUUACGGCGAAGGUGUCCACCACCACCAGCACCGCGACGGCGAAGGCGAUGAGGAGAAGAGCCGGCGGGGGCAGGCCGCCCGCGACGACGUCGUCGGCCGCGGAGGCCCCGUCGUCGCUCUCGUCCUCGUCCUUGUACGCCGACACCACCGACGACGGACCCAGCAGAAUGGACAGCACGCCCAGCCUGUCCGCGCUCCUGCGCCAGCUCGGCGAGCUGGAGCGCAGCGUCCGCUGCCUGCACGCCGGCGGCAACGGAGCGGAAGCCGGCGCCGGCGCCAAGCAGCAGAACGGCGCCGGGGGCCGGCGGCACCGGCGGGCGGUGAGCGAGGGCGGCGGCGGCGGGUCCGGUCGCGUGGAGGAGAGCGUGGCGGUGGUGAAGGAGUCGGCGGACCCGCUGGCGGACUUCCGGCGGUCCAUGCUGCAGAUGAUAGUGGAGAAGGAGAUCGUGGGCGGGGCGGAGCUCCGGGAGCUGCUGCACCGGUUCCUGUCCCUGAACUCGCCGCGCCACCACCACCUGAUCCUCCGCGCCUUCGCCGAGAUCUGGGAGGAGGUGUUCGCCGGGUACGAGCGCACGCCGGACUUCCUCGCCGCGCAGCGCAGGAAGAAGAAGCACCUGGUGGCGGCGACGACGCGCGGCGCUUAACUUCCAUCUGCUGCUCGAUCGUAUCGAUCCGUCGACCGCUUCUUUUCCAUCCGUCUGACGAUUGACGAGCGAGCUGAGGCGAGGUUCGCGGUAGGGUUCUUAUCUGUUUGGCUGAUUGGUUUCUUGAUUGACGCGCAUUGGUUUCGUUUCAUCAUGCGUGUGUACAAACGAUUGCGAACGGGCGAGAGCCGGUAGGAAUGAACACGACCGAAGGCUCCAAAUGCGUGCCUUGUGUUUCCUGA
Messenger RNA from Panicum hallii, 1373 nucleotides. RefSeq names its product transcription repressor OFP8-like. Lineage: Eukaryota; Viridiplantae; Streptophyta; Magnoliopsida; Poales; Poaceae. Gene Ontology annotation, biological process: negative regulation of DNA-templated transcription. The coding region runs from base 319 to 1131 and encodes 270 amino acids. The transcript is spliced from 2 exons. The record is from RefSeq and is a predicted model, not a curated record.